AUGAGAGCGUCUAAAUUUCUGUGGACAUUGGUCAGUAUGUUGACGUUUGGUUUCAGGCUCAGUGCGGCCCUUUCCAACGAGAAAUUAGCGGCAGAAAUGGUUAAGCACAAGGGCGUAAUUAAACUGAACAAUGCCAACUUUGAGAAGAUAAUUGGAGGUAAAAGAGACGCGUACAUGGUCGUGCUAUUGACUGCAUCGUCGCCACAAAUCGGAUGUUCUCUCUGUGUCGAACUGGAGCCCGAAUUCAAACUUAUCGCAGACUCGUGGAUCAAAGACCAUCCAGACGGGUUGUCGAAGGACGGCGAAAACGCACUUUUUUUCGCCAAAGCAGAUUUCGAACCGAAACGUAACAACGAGGUUUUCAUGCAUUUCAAUGUCAACAAUGUGCCUCGACUAUUGUUUUUGACUCCUGGUGAGGGUUCCGAAUCUUACAACCAAAUCAACUUACCAGGAGAAAGCGGUUCUGCACGUGUUCUGGCCAUUGUACAAUCUCUGAGCCAGGUAAUUGGAAUCAAUGACUUUAGAAUCCAUGAACCCAUCAGCUGGGGGUCUGUGUUGAUCAGUGCUGUGGCAACAAUGGUGGUCACCUUAGCGGCCAAGAAAUAUAGAUCCGAAGCGCUACGACUGGUGAAGACAAAUGCCCUUUGGGCCGUCGGAGUCGUUUUCAUCAUUAUCCUGUGGAACGCGGGCUAUAUGUUCAACACUAUAAGAGGAAGUCAAUUCGUGGGCAUGGCGCAAGAUGGAUCCAUGGUCCAUUACUUUCUAGAAGGGCAACAACAAAACCAGUACGGCGUCGAAACUCAAAUAAUUACUGUCAUCUACGCGAUUCUGGCCAUCAAUAUGCUAUGCUUGAUAAAAUUCGUCCCUUAUGCUAAGAAAUACUAUCAAAACGAAGAUAACAAGAAAUCUAGUUCAAAGGCCAGCAUGAUCGAACUCGUUUUGGCCCUUACGUUUUCUGCUUCAAUUUACUUGGUUUACAGCGCCUUGAUGGGCGUUUUCAGACUCAAGAGCACCGGCUACCCUUUCAAGCUGUUCAAAUUACCCAGUCUCGUUUAA
Messenger RNA from Lachancea mirantina, 1056 nucleotides. The record is from the annotation of a GenBank genome assembly. Lineage: Eukaryota; Fungi; Ascomycota; Saccharomycetes; Saccharomycetales; Saccharomycetaceae.